UUUAUGUUUCUAAAUUGCAAAAAUGCCCAAUUUAUUGUCGUGCUACGUUUCUUCACAUAAUUGAUCAAUGUACUAGCUUUCAGAGUUCCCCACCGCAGAGAUUCUUACGACCUUUCUCAGUCUCUUCUACCUCAAGACUUGAAACCAAAACUCGAUCGAAGUUCAUAAAAAAAAAAAAUAAAAAACAAAAACGAGAACAAACACAACACAGUACUACAACAAACUGAGAAACCAAAGCACUAUCUAAAGCCCAAAGAGUUGAAUUGGUUGGACUUCACACAAACACCAAGAGAUCCACUCAGAAGGAAGAGAAUAGAGAGAUGAAGAUUACUGUAAUGACUGAAGAUGAACAUAUCAUUACCUUAGAUGUUGAUCCCCAUGAAACUGUUGAAAACGUUAAAGCUCUACUCGAAGUUGAGACUCGGGUAUCGCUUAGGCAACAACAGCUGCUGUAUAAUGGGAGGGAAAUGGGGAAUGCUGAGAAACUGAGUGCGUUGGGUGUUAAAGAUGAGGAUUUGAUUAUGAUGGUCUCUAAUGCUACAUCUAGUACAUCUGCUAAUAACUUGGGCUUCAACCCAGAUGGUUCUGCUGUGAACCCUGCAGCUUUCCAGCAGCAUUUACGGAAUGACUCUAAUAUGAUGACACAACUGUUUCAGGCUGAUCCUGAAUUGGCACGAGUUGUCCUUGGAAAUGAUCUCAAUAGACUGCAGGAGCUGUUAAGAGAGAGACACCGUCAAAGAUCUAUCUUACGACGUCAACAAGAUGAGGAGCUUGAACUCCUUUAUGCGGAUCCUUUUGAUGUUGAAGCACAAAAGAAAAUUGAAGCUAUCAUUCGCCAGAAAGGAAUUGAUGAUAAUUGGGCAGCUGCCUUGGAACAUAACCCUGAGGCUUUUGCAAGAGUGGUUAUGUUGUACGUUGACAUGGAGGUUAAUGGUGUUCCUUUGAAGGCAUUUGUAGAUAGUGGUGCACAGUCAACAAUAAUAUCAAGAAGCUGUGCAGAACGUUGUGGAUUGCUUAGGCUUUUAGAUCAACGUUACAAAGGUGUGGCUCUUGGAGUUGGUCAGUCUGAGAUUCUUGGUCGAAUUCAUGUGGCCCCAAUCAAGAUUGGAAAUAUAUUCUACCCCUGCUCAUUUUUGGUACUGGAUUCUCCCAACAUGGAAUUCCUCUUCGGGCUAGAUAUGCUUCGAAAGCACCAGUGUAUGAUUGACUUGAAGGACAAUGUUUUAAGAGUUGGUGGAGGAGAGGUAGCUGUACCAUUUUUGCAAGAGAAAGAUAUUCCUCAAAAGUUUCUGGAUGAAGAGAAGUACUCCAAACAAGCAUCCAGCUCAGGAACUGCUGGGACAUCAGGACCAACAGAUAAGAAAGAUAUUGCACCUGCAGGAGGCCAAUCUUCUGUGUAUGAAGUGUUUAAUAUACAACUGAUAAUCUUUUCCUCCAUUGGUCACAGGAGUCGCGCCCAGCACACCUGGUGACCUAACACAGGGAGCUGAUUUUGAAGCUAAAGUUGCAAAGCUUAUUGAACUAGGCUUUGGAAGAGCCGCAGUAAUACAAGCACUCAAAUUAUUUGAUGGGAAUGAAGAGCAAGCAGCCGGGUUUCUAUUUGGAGGCUGAAUAGCUGUGGAAAUUGUCAUUUAUAGAUUACAGUUUCUCAAAAAACUUAAUUACUCAUUUAAAAAAAAAAAAUUAAAUUAAGACUGGAAUGACAAAUUCCAUUUUAACUGUCUAUACCCACUAGCAUUCAUUUCAUUGAAAUGAUAAGUUGAACGCACUGGUGUUAAUCUCUUGAUAAUUUUGGUUAUUUGUUCUUUCUCAA
This is a messenger RNA of Mangifera indica (mango), 1813 nucleotides long. Its product is annotated as protein DNA-DAMAGE INDUCIBLE 1-like. Lineage: Eukaryota; Viridiplantae; Streptophyta; Magnoliopsida; Sapindales; Anacardiaceae. Gene Ontology annotation, molecular function: protein binding; aspartic-type endopeptidase activity. The coding region runs from base 321 to 1472 and encodes 383 amino acids. The transcript has 16 exons. Gene Ontology annotation, biological process: proteolysis. The record is from RefSeq and is a predicted model, not a curated record.